Vigna radiata var. radiata (mung bean) is the source of this 3941-nucleotide messenger RNA. RefSeq names its product DEAD-box ATP-dependent RNA helicase 56-like. The transcript has a single exon. Bases 3200 to 3766 code for a protein of 188 amino acids. NCBI's taxonomy places the organism in Eukaryota, Viridiplantae, Streptophyta, Magnoliopsida, Fabales, Fabaceae. Gene Ontology annotation, molecular function: RNA helicase activity; ATP binding; RNA binding. The record is from RefSeq and is a predicted model, not a curated record.
AAAGAAGCUAUAUAAAUUCAUUUGAAACAAAAAAUAAGCAAAUUUUUAUGUGGCAUGUAUACGUCUUUUAACAUGCUAGCUACAAGUGUAAUCUAAAGCAUGAUGCAGAAAUGGAAAAAAAAGAAAAAAAAAAUCAUUUGUAGAUGGAAUUUCAAACACUAAAAUAGCGCAGCAUGCCACAACAGGAUGUAAAGGAUUCUGUUGAACACCAAGUUUCUCAGGAGUGAAAUUUGAAUGGGAUACUUAACUGAGUGCCAUGUAUAACAGAAAGAUAAAGAAAGCUAGAGUUAAAGAUCUAUCAAAUACUCCAUGUUAUAGGUUUGAAAAAACAUAAAAUACUAAAUAGCACAAUGCUACAACAAGAUCUACUAGGGUAAGCAACAAAGGGGUCAAAAGGCAGACAAUCUAAGUUUGCUAAAACGAAAAUUCACAAUCUUACUAUUAAAAUAUUUAAAGUAGUUUUCUUAACAUUGCAAAUUCAUUUCAAACAUUCCAUGCACCAUAUGGAGCUCGUAAAAAACUUAGAUUUGCUUUCUAUUUUAAACCUCACUUAACUUUCCCUGUUUUUCCUCAACCUUCAAUCCAUAUAUUUCCUCAUGUAAAACCUGUCCGUUUUGCUUAUGACCCUUUUACUAUUAUUAAAAAUUUAUUUAACCACUAGCAUAUGAUAGUGUUCCUUGGCUCACAUUUCGCAAAAAGAAGUUCCUUGGUGUAAAUCAUCAACUACUGGUGAGGUUUCAGAUAACCCAGUCUCUCCUCCAACAUUCAGUGAAGAGAUUCCAUCAACUUUAUGACACUAAGUAAACAGAGUGAAAUAAGAGACUCUUCCUAUUACUGAGUUCCAAACACACCUCAGUGGACAAUAUUUUACUAUUUCUUCAAUUUUUCUUUUCAUAUAGGAAUGUUGAAUUACAACGAUCAGUAGGAUAAGAUUUAGUAAUCACGAAUGUUUUUUCAUGAAUUUAAAAAUGAAAAAUACAAAACGCUCCUAUGCAAUUUGAGAUUGAAUCAACAAAACCAGAACUAGAACAAAUAGGCCAAUAAACAGUCCGCUUAUAGAAAACUAAAACAACAACAAAAGCCUUAUACCACUUGGUAAGGUCAGCUACACAGAUAACAAAAUGCCUUUCACCUCCGUUAAUGACUAUUGAAGUAUUAUCCACCAUGGAAUCCCUCUCAACAACUUCAUCCAGUGUCCUUCUCGGUCUCCCUCACCAUUUUAACAAAACUAAAAGACCAUAUAAUUUACUCUUCUCACUAGUGCCUUCUGUACCCUUCUUUAUAAGCUAAAACCACCUAAACCAAUUUUAUUCAUUUUUUCAAGUGUGUUCACACAUCUUUCUUAACAUUCUCAUUAUAUUAUUGUCACCUUUUCCUCUGGUUGCCUCUUUAAAGCUCAACAUUCUCUAUAUUAGAGUAUAAUUGGACAUAUAGUAGUACAAUAAAACUUGUCUGAGAAUAUGGUAAGAACCUUAUGAUUACAAAUAACUCUUUGUUAAGAAAAUACCUUAGGAGUGUUUUAUUUUUAAUUUAAUUGAGUCAAAGUUGUUCUUUAUUUUUAGGAUUUAGUUAAUUUUUAAUUAUGGGUUGAAGUAAUGGACUAAAAUUAGGAUAAAAGUAUUGGUGGAUAAUUACUUUUUAUGUUUAAAUAUUUUAACGUUUCCAAUCAUUUAAUAAUCAAUUACUCAAGAAACAUUUUAGUUUCAAGUGUGCUACUGUUUUGAUUCAAAAAACCAACAAUUGGUAUCAAGAGCCUUUUUUUUCUUGAGGGACAUGUGAGAGAAAAAUUUGAAAGCAUGGAAGGAGAUUCAAAUUUUUCAACAAUAGCACCAUCAGUUUUUUAUGGUGAAAAUUAUUAAAUUUGGGCAACACGAAUGGAAGCCUACCUAGAAGCUCUGGAUCUAUGGGAGGUAGUUGAAGAGGAUUAUGAAAUUCUUGUUCUACUUGGCAAUCCAACGAUGGCUCAAAUCAAGAAUCACAAGAACAAAAAAACUAGAAAAGCUAAGACAAAGGCAUGCCUCUUUGCUGCAGUUUCACCAACCAUUUUCACUCAAAUCAUGUCUCUAAAGUCAACCAAAGCCAUAUGGGAUUAUCUCAAAGAAGAAUAUGAUGGAGAUGAUCGAAUUAAAGGCAUGAAGGUGUUGAAUUUCAAUAGAGACUUUGAAUUGCAAAAGAUGAAGGAAUCUGAAACUAUUAAGGAGUAAUCUGAGAGGCUUCUGAACAUACCAAACAGAGUAAGAUUACUUGGUUCUGAAUUUAAGGAAUCUCGUAUUGUUGAAAAAAUUAUGGUUACCGUACCUGAAAGAUUUGAAGCUACCAUAGCCACAUUAGAAAACACUAAGGAUUUUUCCAAGAUCACUCUUGUAGAGCUUCUCAAUGCUUUGCAAGCACAAAAGCAAAGAAGAGCCAUGAGGCAAGAAGGUGCCAUUGGAGGAGCUUGCAAGCCAAACAUCAUGAGAAUGCACAGAACAACAAGAAAAUUUUUUAUAAGAAUCAAAAUGCUACUGGAGAAUCUUCAACCAACAACAAAAUAGGAGUCAAGAAGGGAUCUACCCUCCAUAUCAACAUUGCAAUAAAAUGGGUCAUCCUCCAUUCAAGUGUUGGAGAAGGCCUGACGCUAAAUGCACCAAGUGUAAUCAACUUGGGCAUGAAGCUGUCAUAUGCAAAAACCAAAAUCAGCAGCAGGAAGAAAAUGCUCAAAUUGCGAAUGAAGAGGAGGAAGAUCAACUUUUUGUUGCAAUCUGUUUUUCAACCAAUGCUUCAAGUGAACCUUGGCUAAUUGAUAGUUGUUGUACUAACCACAUGACCUUUGACAAGACACUCUUUAGAGAUAUGAAGCAAACUGAUGUCACCAAAGUCAGAAUAGGCAAUAGUGAUUAUAUCUCAGUCAAAGGCAAGGGGACACUUGCAAUUACAAGUUAUGCAGGCACAAAGUUUAUUCUAGACCUUCUUUUCGCUCCUGAAAUUGACCAAAAUUUGUUAAGUGUUGGUCAACUGAUUGAAAGAGGAUUUAGAGUUAUUUUUGAAGACAAAAAUUGCUUGAUUAAAGAUGUAGCCAGUCAAGAUAUGUUCAAGGUGAAAAUGAAAGGGAAAAACUUUGCUAACUUUGCUCAAACCAUUGGAGGAGGAGGAAAUUGUUUUCUCACUCAAGGAAAAUGUGACUGAAAUUUGGCACAAGUAGCUAAGACAUCCUCAUCAUAUGUUGGGUGCAAAGAGUUUUUCUUAUAGUGCAGCAAUGGCUGCAACAUUGGUUUUGGUCCUUCUCAAUGUGGUUGUAGUUUGCCAUGGAGACAAAACAAAUUUUUUCAUUAGAAAGGUCGAUAGGGCUGAGGACAUGCCCCUUCAAAGUGAUGUAUUUGUUGCCCCUUCUAUACUUGGAAUGGAUGUGAUUUGUCAAGCUAAAUCCGGGAUGGGAAAAAAUGUUGUUUUUAUUCUUUCUACACUUCAGCAAGUUGAUCAUGUUCCUGGUCAAGUUGCAGCUCUUGUUCUUUGCCACACAAGAGAACUGGAUUAUCAAAUUUGCCAUGAAUUUGAGAGAUUCAACACAUAUCUUCCUGAUAUAAAGGCUGUUGUUUUCUAUGGUGGCUUCAAUAUCAAGGUUCACAAAGAAUUACUCAAGAAUGAAUGUCCUCAUAUUUUUGUUGGAACACCUGGGAGGAUUCUUGCUCUGGCUAAAGAUAAGGAUCUUGGUUUAAAGGACGUGAGACAUUUCAUACUUGAUGAGUGCGACAAGAUGCUUGAAUCGCUUGAUAUGAGGAGAUGUUAAGGAGAUUUUCAAAUUAAUUCCUCAUGAUAAACAAGUGAUGAUGUUUUCAGCCACACUUAGUAAAGAAAUACAUUAUGUCUACAAAAAGUUUAUGCAAGAUCCAAUGGAAAUUUAUGUUGAUGAUUAAGCAAAGUUGACCCUUCAUGGACUUUUGCAGCUCCUAAAGCAAGGAGGA